Molecule: messenger RNA, 1047 nt
Organism: Phycodurus eques (leafy seadragon)
Lineage: Eukaryota; Metazoa; Chordata; Actinopteri; Syngnathiformes; Syngnathidae
Gene: gpr18
Product: G protein-coupled receptor 18
Biological process (GO): phospholipase C-activating G protein-coupled receptor signaling pathway; positive regulation of Rho protein signal transduction
Molecular function (GO): G protein-coupled receptor activity
Source: RefSeq, a predicted model, not a curated record
AUGUUGGAGGGACCGAAGCAAAGAUUUUCCAGGCGACGGUGGUCCCUAGUCCACCAGGACUGCUUCGCCGGUGCUCUCAUGGACAACAUCGGGAAUUGGACUCUAUUCGGUACGAGGCGGCUUCCGAACUCCUCGCCCUCUCGGCUUCCCGUCGAGCAUCGUACCUUCUACAGCUUCGUCUUCGUCAUCGGCGUGGCCGUCAACGCGGCGGCUUUGCGGGUCUUCGCGCGGACCACCAGGAACGUCCACAUGAGCGACGUGGCGCUAGUGGACCUCACCCUCAUCUUGCUCCUCCCCUUCUGCUCGGUCUACCUCUAGAUGGACUUCUGGCCCUCCGGCGAGCUUUUCUGCCGCAUCGGCGCCGCCCCGUGGCUCUUUGCUCCGCUCGGCGCCGAUCGCUACGUGGCCAACGUGAAGCUCGAGCACGGCAAGGAGCUGAGGAACGUCCCCGAGACGGCGGUGGCGCACCUUAGGGUCUUGCCCGUGACCCCGCCGGGCACCGCGCCCUCGCUCUUCUCGGUCGACGAUCCCGACGGCCUCGCCGGCUUCAAAAUGGCGGACUUCGUCCGCCUGCGCCGCAACGACCCCGUCAACUUCACGCGGAUGGCCUUCUUCGUCAGCGUCGUGAUUGGCUCGUACGCGCUGGUCGUGGACGACCUGAUCUGCAGCAAGCACAAACCAAAGUCCAUCCGCAUCGCGGUCACGCCGAUGGCGCAGGUCCUGCUGUGUUUUGCGUCCUUUCACGUCGCUUUCACCGUUCCGGACACGGUUCUCUACUACUUUGUCUCCAAGCGCUUCCGGGAUCGGGUUCUUAGCCGGAUCCUGUACGGCAACUAUCGGCGUGCCGUCCGUGAGCAACCCGGCGCCAAGUGCUGUUUCGCCCGACGAACGCGUCUCCCCUUCAUCGCGUCUUUCAUGGGGGAGCUCACGAGCGUGGCUCGCGCCCAACUUUACAUGGCUGAAAGCAGCAGCAGUAGCAGCAGCAGGCGUGCACACGCGCUUCCAACAAGAGGGAAUACAAAAGCGCAGCUCUCCUCCCUGUCAUAG